GACCCGCUAUUGUGAGCUGUCACAUACACCAGCCUUAAUAUCUCUGACAAGAAGAGGACUCGGUCGUAAGAUCAAAACAUUAGCAUAUUGCAACGAUCAUGGAGAUGGUCGAGGACUAUGUGGAAGCUAGCAAUAUGCAACAGCGUGACGCUGAGGACGUUGUUGAGGAAUUUGUGACUGAACUCUCCAAAAUGCAAGGUAGAAACAUUGAUAUCGGAUCGGGCCCGGGUGACAUCACCAAGAUGUUAUUGUCGAUCAUGCCGCACGAUUCGGAGAUAGUAGGCGCGGAUAUAUCGCAAGCGAUGGUGAAUUAUGCGCGCCAGAAGCACAUUGACAAACGAUUGUCGUUUGUCGUACUGGACAUUGAAUCGAGCAAGUUUGACCAAGUGGAAAAAUAUGAUAAUGCCGUGUCUUUCUAUUGUUUGCAUUGGUGCAUUGAUAUACGGCGCGCUUUCGAAAACAUCUACAAAAUGUUGCGGCCAAAUGGAAAAGCGCUGAUGAUGUUCCUUGGAUAUCAUAGUGGAUUCGACUCGUACAUACGACUUAAACAGAAUCCGCGAUAUGAACCUUAUGUAUAUGAUGCGCCACGGUACGUGCCGUAUUUUCAAAGAAAAAUGUGCAAAAAUAUCGGAACAAGUCUACGAAAGAUGCUCGAGGACAUUGGAUUCGAAAUAUUGCAUUGCAGCAAAAGGGAAAAAUCUUAUCAAUACAGUAAACAGAGUUUCAAAAACCACGUGAGUGCCGUCAAUCCAUUCAUCAAAAGAAUGCCGGACGAUAUGAAAGACGAAUUCGUGGACUACCUGGUAAACGAAAUAAUGAGCCAAAACGCUCUGAUUCCCAUGAAAAGCAAAAACAGUGAAGAAGAAUACAUAAUCUUGAGAUAUUAUCUUCUAAUAGCGUAUGUGCAAAAACCAUCAUCGGCUGCCUGAAAGUCUUAACGCUAAAAUCGCGGCGAUUUUAAUCUCCUCCAAAAUCAUAGAUAAGUUAUUUAUGACAUCAUAUUAUUUUUAUGAUAUGUGGUAUUUAGUUACCACAAAUUAAAUACUACACUUUUAUUAAUACUAAUGCAGUCUAUGCAUAGCUACAGUCAAUGACAGUGAAAAGUAAAACUAUCAAAUGGAUAAAAAAUGGGAUAGCCGCGGUUCUAGUUAAAGUAAAAAUGUGUUUAUAUUUUUAGAUAAUUGUUAGAUAAUUGU
This is a messenger RNA of Wasmannia auropunctata (little fire ant), 1196 nucleotides long. RefSeq lists its product as uncharacterized. Bases 99 to 929 code for a protein of 276 amino acids. The transcript has 6 exons. Gene Ontology annotation, molecular function: S-adenosylmethionine-dependent methyltransferase activity. The record is from RefSeq and is a predicted model, not a curated record. Lineage: Eukaryota; Metazoa; Arthropoda; Insecta; Hymenoptera; Formicidae.